Molecule: messenger RNA, 1158 nt
Organism: Colletotrichum higginsianum IMI 349063
Lineage: Eukaryota; Fungi; Ascomycota; Sordariomycetes; Glomerellales; Glomerellaceae
Product: Alcohol dehydrogenase GroES-like domain-containing protein
Exons: 7
Coding region: 1-1158 (385 amino acids)
Molecular function (GO): oxidoreductase activity; zinc ion binding
Source: RefSeq, a predicted model, not a curated record
AUGUCGUCCGCCACUAUGAAAGCCGUGAACUACCAGGGCCCUUACAAGGUCAAGGUUUCCGAGGUAUCGGUGCCAAAAAUCCAGCAUCCCGACGAUGUCAUUGUCAAAGUCACUACGGCUGCCAUCUGCGGCUCGGAUUUGCACAUGUAUGAGGGAAGAACCGCCGCAGAGGCCGGUAUCACGUUCGGCCACGAGAAUAUGGGAAUCGUCGAGGAGCUCGGAAGUGGUGUCACCCUCUUGAAGAAAGGAGAUCGCGUCGUCAUGCCCUUCAACGUCGCCGACGGUCGCUGCCACAACUGUGAGGAGGGACGAACUGCCUUCUGCACGGGCGUCAACCCCGGCUUUGCUGGUGGUGCCUACGGUUACGUCGCCAUGGGUCCCUACCCCGGAGGCCAGGCGCAAUACAUCAGAGUCCCUUAUGCAGACUUCAACGCGCUGAAGCUGCCUCCCGGACGGGAGUUUGAGUCCGACUUCAUCUUGCUCGCAGAUAUUUUCCCCACCGGCUGGCAUGGCAUUGAACUGUCCGGCUUCAGGCCCGGUGAGACUGUGGCUGUCUUCGGCGCCGGCCCCGUCGGCUUGAUGGCCGCAUACUCGGCAGUCCUGCGUGGUGCCUCGAGAGUCUACGUGGUGGAUCGAGUCGCCGAGCGACUCCAGUCCGCCGAGAAGAUCGGCUGCACACCGGUCGACUUCACCAAGGGCGACGCUGUUGAGCAGAUCAAAAAGCUGAACGGCGGGGAGGUAGACCGCUCCGUCGAUGCGGUCGGAUAUCAGGCCGUGAGCGCCGGCGGGAACGCCGAGCAGCCCAACAUUGUGCUGGAGAACAUGAUCAAGGUCACGCGGGCUUGCGGUGGCCUCGGCAUCCCAGGUCUUUACGUGCCGAGUGACCCCGGUGCGUCCGAUGACGCUUCGGCAAAGGGCAUGAUCAGCCUCAGCUUCGGCAAGCUUUUCGAAAAGGGCCUGUCCAUCGGCACCGGACAAUGCAACGUCAAGGCGUACAACAGAUACCUGCGCGACCUGAUCAUCGCAGGCAAGGCCAAGCCGAGUUUCGUCGUCUCCCACGAGAUCAACAUCGACGACGCCGAGAUCGCGUAUGAAAAGUUCGACAAGAGGAUCGAUGGCUACACAAAGGUGCUCAUCCACCCCAACGGCGGAUUUUAG